AUGCCCGUGUCAGAUGGAGUCAACACACCACUACAACCCUGCAGAGCCUAUUUCUACUACAAAGAUGACCAAAGUUGGACUUAUCUGUACGCCAAAAAGGCCUCAACUUGGUGGACAUUGUCCUACUGGUGCCAGCGUCAACCUCCCGAAGGCUGUUUCAUUCUUCUGGUGCCGGUGUACGGCACUUCGGACAAGCAACAGGAGGUCAUACAGAGGUGA
Molecule: messenger RNA, 219 nt
Organism: Dibothriocephalus latus
Lineage: Eukaryota; Metazoa; Platyhelminthes; Cestoda; Diphyllobothriidea; Diphyllobothriidae
Source: the annotation of a GenBank genome assembly